AUGUCGUGUGCGAUGCCAGCCGCCCAGAAUGCCUCAACUGAGGCUCUAGGGCACCUCACUGGAAUCCCAAUGGUGGACUCCUAUCUCUCCGGCUUUUCUUUCAUUUCACUUCUCUUUACGCAAUAUCUACACAUGGACAUCAGCGCAUACAUAUCGCUCCUUUUCGUCCUCGCCACAGUCGUCGCUACCGUCCGACUGCGCGUGGAAACCGUGAUUGAAAAGUUCCGGGGUUACUUCACCUCCACUAUCGAAGUGCGCAUGGACGACGAAGUGUUCAGCUAUCUCAUGUUUUGGGUGUCGCGCCAGCGGUUUUCGCAAAAGUCAACGCGCGUUGUCGCAAGCACCAAGACCAACGCGGGCUAUUACUACUACUCAGAUGAUGAAGAAGGAUCCGACCAGGAAGACGACGAGGACGAGGGAGAACUCCUCGACGGAACAAACGACUUUGACUCGUACUGGGAAAAACGCGUUGGCAAGGACAAACUGAAGCCCCUCCGAAUCACCCCCGCAGCGGGUUCUCACGAGUUUCGGUUUAGAGGCUAUCGCAUCACUUUCAAGCGGGAGCUCGACGAGAAGCGCCUUAGUUGGGGCACGGCCCGUGAGACAUUGUACAUUAGCUGCUUCGGCCGGAAUCCCAAUGUGCUGAAGGACCUCUUGCUGGAGGCGCAGAAGAUGUAUGUGGAUCGUGAUGGGGAUCGCACCAUCAUCUAUCGUGGAAAUCGAAACUCGGAUGCAUGCUUUGACUGGACACGGUGUAUGGCGCGGCCACCUCGGCCCUUGUCCACCGUUGUGCUCGAUGAGGCCCAGAAGAAAGAUUUCAUUGCAGAUAUCAAAGAAUAUCUCCAUCCUUACACUCGGAGAUGGUACUCCAACCGGGGAAUUCCCUACCGUCGGGGCUACAUGCUUCACGGUCCUCCGGGAACGGGGAAAUCAAGUCUCUGUUUCGCUGCUGCCGGCGCAAUGCAUCUGAAAAUCUAUCUGGUCAGUCUCAACUCCAAGACUCUGACGGAAGAUGCCUUGGCAUCGCUUUUCCAAAGUCUGCCUCGACGAUGCAUCGUUCUGUUGGAGGAUGUGGAUGCAGCCGGAGUAGCAAACAAGCGAGAAUCUACAACCACCAACUCAAACUCCGAUAACUCUAGCAGCACUACCUCAUCGGAUAACUCCAAGGACAGCUCUGAAAAUAAACCGCAGAACUCUGACGAAGAGAAAAAGUCCGAUGAUGAAACCCCCGCUCACCAGGGCGUCUCCCUCUCCGCACUUCUAAACAUCAUCGAUGGUGUAGCCUCGAGCGAAGGCCGCAUUCUGGUUAUGACUACUAACCAUAUCGAAAAGCUCGACUCUGCUCUCCUCCGUCCUGGUCGCGUCGACAUGACUAUCGCAUUCGGCUACUCUGAUCGGGAGACUAUCCGAAACCUCUUCCUUGCUAUUUACGCCCCGCUGGAAUGCGAGAGUAAUAAUAAGAAAGCCAUAAACCCACCUUCCCCCAAGGAGAAAGGACAUACAUCUAAAUCAGCAUCUAUAUCCUCAAACCUCUCCAAAGCCUUUUCUAUCACGGGAUUUUCCAAGGACGAAGUCUACGAAAUGGCCGAGGAGUUUGCCAACCGUGUCCCCGGCAGCGAGUUCACGCCUGCCGAGAUUCAGGGAUUUUUGCUGUUGCACAAAAAGAGUCCACAGGACGCAAUUGAUGAGGCUGAGAUGUGGGUGAGCCAGACUAGAGAGAAGAAGAAGACUGCUUUGACGUCUGCUGGGGUAUAA
Talaromyces rugulosus is the source of this 1755-nucleotide messenger RNA. RefSeq lists its product as uncharacterized. NCBI's taxonomy places the organism in Eukaryota, Fungi, Ascomycota, Eurotiomycetes, Eurotiales, Trichocomaceae. The transcript has a single exon. Gene Ontology annotation, biological process: protein insertion into mitochondrial inner membrane from matrix; mitochondrial respiratory chain complex III assembly. Gene Ontology annotation, molecular function: ATP binding; ATP hydrolysis activity. The record is from RefSeq and is a predicted model, not a curated record. Gene Ontology annotation, cellular component: mitochondrial inner membrane. The coding region runs from base 1 to 1755 and encodes 584 amino acids.